Rotaria sp. Silwood2 is the source of this 270-nucleotide messenger RNA. Lineage: Eukaryota; Metazoa; Rotifera; Eurotatoria; Philodinida; Philodinidae. The record is from the annotation of a GenBank genome assembly.
AUGGAAAAUCUAUUUAUUAAUAUUGAAUAUUUUAGAAAAUCUCAAAAAGAACCUGUUGAUGAAAAGGAAAAUAACGAAGAACAAGAAAAAGAAAUAAUCAAACCAAAAUCAAAAAAAGAUAAAAAGAAAAGCAAGAAAACAGGCAGCAAUUUUUAUGAAACUCAUAAUGCUAAAAAUCGUCCACGUAAACGACAACAAGAAGAUUCAUCAAAUGAUGAUUGUGAUGAUGAUCAUGGUGCAAGAAAGAAGAAAAAAAAGAAAAAAAGAUAA